Messenger RNA from Haliotis rubra (blacklip abalone), 6123 nucleotides. Its product is annotated as phospholipid-transporting ATPase ABCA3-like. Gene Ontology annotation, molecular function: ABC-type transporter activity; ATP binding; ATP hydrolysis activity. Gene Ontology annotation, cellular component: membrane; intracellular membrane-bounded organelle. Gene Ontology annotation, biological process: transmembrane transport; lipid transport. Lineage: Eukaryota; Metazoa; Mollusca; Gastropoda; Lepetellida; Haliotidae. The transcript is spliced from 19 exons. The coding region runs from base 630 to 5732 and encodes 1700 amino acids. The record is from RefSeq and is a predicted model, not a curated record.
AAGAGACCUCGUUCAGUUUCCCCUCAAUAAUUCCAAUACAAAGUGACGUCUUAACACAUGACCCAUCUGUUCGAUUUGCACAUCAAUAAGUAAUGACGCCCUCGUUCUGGGCGCUGCAUAGGUAGAGCAGUGCAGGUGCGACAUCAGACCAGCUGGUCUAUUGACGGGGCGUUGCCGCAAGUCAGGUAGAGAUGCAGAUGCUGGCGACGAGAUGGAUUCCUGUGAUGCUGGGUGCCUAGACGACAGGGUGGACAACUAGAUUCCUCAUCUAGCGUUGAAAUAUGACAUGGGGUGCCAUUUGGAUGUAGACAAUUGGCACGGGAUACCGUUGAUACGUGGUGAAGAGGAAGAGAGGAAGGUUGGUUACCUUGUUGCCUUCAGGUAAAUGAUUGUGACAUGAGCAGCUGGGGCUAUUGUAACAGUAACUCGCAACGGGAACCAUAAAACUGUAGCUGAAACGAGCUGUUUUCAUAACAGCAGCAGUAGGAGGUCUGCUCCAGGAAGGGCGUUAACAUUGCUGUUCCAUAUCCCGGUGUCAUUCAGAAGGAUCAGGGGACAAACUGUGAAGGGUGUGGAUUUGGGUGUGGACAACAGUGACCUCAGCUUCACUGUCGUAUGCAUACACCAACAUGGGUUUCUUUCGACACCUCGGGCUUCUGAUAUGGAAAAACUCUCUACUUCAACGGAGGAAGAUAUGUGUCACCAUAUUUGAAGUGAUCCUGCCCUUACUUUUCGCUGUUGUGUUUCUGUCAUUGAGAUUCGUCGUUAAAGUUCAACGUGUGGAUAACUCAACGAAUUAUGAGUCGUUCCCUGUGUCCGUACCAAGGGGAAUGCCAGGGAAGAUACUGUACACCCCGAAUAUCCCGAUCACAGACGACUUGAUGGCAGGUGUACAGAGUGCUACGAACACUUCUGUUCGAGGUCCCUCUUUGGUCACGUUGGGCUUCUCGUCCGUGGAGAAACUUCUGGACUACUACAGACUAAACUCCGGUGACGUGUCAAUGGCGGUGGAGUUUGACGUGAAGACAACAGACACAUCCCUUCCCAGGGCCCUGCGCUAUUCUCUCCGUCCACCUGUCAAACAAUCCUUUGACAGAUGGAGAACAACAGAGACGUUUCCUUUCAGACAAACAGGAGUUCCAAGAUCUGAUUUUUCACCACGUUACAAGGACAGUGGUUUUCUGUUAAUCCAAAGACUUUUAAACCAGGAAGUCAUCAACUACUGGAACACCAGCGCAGGAAGUGACGUCAGUAACCUUGACAUCCGUCUACAGCGCAUGCCAUACCCUCCCUACAUUAUUGACCCAAUGAUCACCGUCCUACAAAACAUGCUGCCCAUCCUGCUGAUGUUGAGUUUUAUUCUCAUGACGAUACAAACAACCAAAGGAGUGGUUUAUGAAAAAGAAAGAAAAUUAAAGGAAUCCAUGAAACUAAUGGGCUUAAGCGCCGCAGCAAACUGGAUGUCUUGGUUCCUGACCACCUUCAUAUAUGUAGUGGUCAUCAUGGCUUUCUACGCUUUGUUCUGUGGACUGGACGCUAGUGGGAACGGGGCAGCGCUGAGUAGAAGUGACCCCUCCCUGUUCUUUGUGUUCCUCCUCUGUUACGGCAUCUCCAUCGUCUCCUACUGCUUCAUGAUCAGCGUCUUCACUAACAAAGCUAACAUAGGAGCGGCAGUCAGUGGGAUUGUGUUCUUCAUAUCCUACUGUCCGUACUUCUACCUUGAGAGUCAGUAUGAGACGAUGUCCAGAUCAGCUAAGUUGGGGUCGAGUCUGGUUUUCAACCUUGGUAUGUGCUUUGGAUCCAAGGUGAUUGGACUGUAUGAAGGAACGGGGUCGGGUGUUCAGUGGUCUAAUUUCGACCAACCGGCAUCUGUUGACGACAACCUAUCUCUCCUGGACACCAUGUUGAUGCUACUCGUUGACUCAGCCAUCCACUUCCUCAUCACGUGGUACGUGGAUAACGUCUGGCCGGGGGAAUUCGGGGUGCCCAAACCAUGGUACUUCUUCAUGACUAGUGCCUACUGGUGUGGAAGCUCAAGAAAAGUGGAACCAAUCCAAGACAUGAACACAAAACAAAACGAAAACUUCUUUGAGAAAGAGCCAAGUGGAAUGGAUAUCGGAAUCUCCAUCAAGAACCUACAGAAGGUAUUUGGUAAAGGAGCAAAAAAGAAGGUAGCUGUGGAUGGGAUGAAUAUGAACAUGUUCGAGGGUCAGAUCUCUGUUCUCCUGGGUCACAACGGUGCUGGGAAAACUACAACCAUGUCUAUCCUCACAGGCUUCAUCCCUGCGACGGGCGGUGCCGCUGUAGUCAAUGGUUUUGACAUCCGGACAGACAUCCGAGGUGUCCGCCAGAGCCUAGGGCUGUGUCCACAGCAUGACAUUCUGUUUGACACCAUGACAGUGGAGGAACAUCUGGACUUCUUUGCCAGUCUGAAGGGAUGUCCAAAGAAACACGUCAAAUCUCAAGUGGACACUAUCAUCCAUGAGGUUGGUUUACAUCACAAAAGGAAUGUGAAAUCUCAAAACCUCUCUGGUGGUCAGAAAAGAAAACUUUCUGUCGGAAUCGCCCUUAUUGGAGGCUCCAAGAUCGUUAUCCUGGAUGAGCCUACUUCCGGAAUGGAUCCUGCAGCCAGAAGACAGACAUGGGACAUCCUUCAGAGGAACAAGCAGGGCCGGACCAUGUUGUUGACCACUCACUUCAUGGAUGAAGCUGACCUCCUGGGCGACCGCAUCGCCAUCAUGGCAGAAGGAGUGGUCAAGUGCUGUGGGACAUCCUACUUCCUGAAGAAACUCUAUGGAGCUGGCUACCACCUGGUGAUGGUGAAGGAACCCACCUGUCAGGUGGCAUCAGUGACGGCAGUUGUCCAGCAGCACGUCCCUACAGCAGUCAUGGAGAGUGAGAUCAAUGCUGAACUCUCCUACCUGCUGCCUGAUGACCAGUCAGCCAACUUUGCUGCUCUCUUCACGGAGAUUGAAGCCAGGGGGAAAGAACUCGGUAUAUGUAGCUUUGGUACCACCGCCACCACCAUGGAGGAAGUGUUUCUAAAGGUGGAGAAUUCACAAGAACAAAAUCCAGACAAAGACCAAGCUGGUUCAUCUGGUCUGAAUUCUUAUGUUAAUCCUGCCAUGGCAGAGGAAAUGAAAGAGUGUUCCAGUAACAGUUAUAAACUCCAAACUCUUCCGAGCAACGACAGAGACGGCGACAUUAUGGCAUUUAACCAGGGUUACAAGCGAGCCUCGGGUGUGAUGCUUGAGCUGUCCAGAUUCAGAGGAAUGUUCGUGAAGAAGAUUCUCCACACCUGGAGAAACAGGACCAUCACUGUGGUACAAAUCCUCCUCCCUGUCUUAUUCGCAAUAGCUGCCCUAGCUGUGAGCAAACUUGAGCCCAGAUCAAUCACCGAAGCACCCCUUUCCUUAGACCUGGCACCGUUUGGAGGAAGCUUUGUGCCAUACAGCGACGGCUCACCAGCAGUAGCUCUGACACAAGCUUUCGCUACCUCGUAUUCUGAUCAGUUCACCGGAACCGGGGACACACCUGAGAAGAUGGAUCUUUCAAACUCAGAUGCUAAUGCUUUCUUCCUAGCCAGAGCUAAUAGUCUUGGAGUCGGUCAGUACAAUAAGAAGAUGAUGAUUGGUGCCGAUUAUGCGUCCAACACCGUUGCUAAAGGUUACUACAAUGGACAGUCAUUUCACGGAAUAUCCAUUUCCUUGUCAUAUAUGAUGAAUGCCAUGCUGAAAUACUUCACAUCUCGGGAUCAUUCAAUAACAACUAUCAACAACCCCCUGCCUUAUGAUGAGAAUGACUCGUCCACUCAGGUUUCUGGGGCAGGAUUAGGAAUUGGGUUCACGGUGGCUUUUUGUCUCCUGUUUGGCAUGGCCUUUCUUACUUCUUCCUUCGUGUACUUCCUCAUCAAGGAGAGGCAAGUGGGCGCCAAACAUCUUCAGAGUGUCAGUGGAGUUGGGCCGUUUGUCUUCUGGUUGUCCAACCUGGCCUGGGACUACAUCAACUACCUGAUUCCAUCCCUGUUGCUGUUGAUUGUGUUUGCUGGGUUCCAGUCGCCAGCCUACAGUGACGAUGGGAGGCUUGGCGUCGUGUUCUUGGUUCUCCUUGUAUAUGGAAUAGCGGUUUUACCUUUCAUGUACGUUCUACAAUAUGUGUUCAAGUCCCCCGCUACAGGAAUGGUCAUUAUCAUCAUCCUGAAUAUUAUUACAGGGCUGGCAACCCUCCUCACGACCUUCAUGCUACGGCUGCUUGAUGAGACGGAUCUGGCCAUUGCUCUUGACUGGGUCUUCUUGGUGCUGUUCCCCCACUACAACUUCGGCAAGUCCAUCAACGACAUAUUCGUCAACUACAGCAAUUUGGACUACUGCUUCGAAACCAACUCCACAAAUCUCUGUACAAAGAAACCUUCGUGUUGUAAAGAUUCAUGUGGUGACAACUGUUUGGAGUUCGCGGAGAAUUACCUUGACUGGAUGUACCCAGGGAUCGGUCGUUUUGUGGUCUUCAUGGUAAUCCAAGGCGCGGUCUAUCUGCUUAUUACUCUGGCUAUUGAGUACAGAAUCCCACAGCGUAUCGUAUACCUCUUAGGGCACAAGGAGUCGGAGUCAGAAGUGUUCUCGAGAAUUGAAAGUACUCUGUCUAAGGACAACGAUGUUGCCGAGGAACAGCAGCGUGUGAGUCGUAUCUCAGCAGGAGAACAGGGAACAGAUGCUCUUGUGAUCCAGGAUCUAUACAAGAGGUAUGGCCACUUCGUUGCUGUGGACCAUCUCAGUGUUGGGAUCCCCGAGAAGGAGUGUUUCGGUCUCCUGGGUCAGAAUGGUGCCGGGAAGACCACGACUUUCAAAAUGAUGACUGGAGAUGUGAUGAUGACAAGCGGGAACGCUUACCUGUGGUCGUAUGACAUCAAAAAUAAUACCCAAAAGGUGCAGGAGAACAUGGGCUACUGUCCCCAGUUUGAUGCCCUGAUUGACCAGAUGACCGGACGAGAGACUCUCACCAUGUACGCCAGACUCAAGGGAGUGCCGGAGAACUGCAUCAAAGGCGUGUGUGACAACCUGCUGGAUAUCAUGAUGCUCAGACAGUACGGGGACAAACCCGCAGGAACCUAUAGUGGUGGCAACAAGCGUAAACUGAGCACCGCCAUCGCUCUGGUUGGAGACCCGGCCUUCAUCAUGCUGGAUGAGCCGUCCACGGGGAUGGACCCCAAGGCCAGGAGGCAGCUCUGGAACGUCCUGUCAAAAGUGCGAGAACGUGGAAGGACACUCGUGCUCACGUCUCACAGCAUGGAGGAAUGUGAUGCCUUGUGUACGAGAAUAGCCAUCAUGGUCAAUGGCCAGUUUGUCUGUCUGGGAACGCCCCAGCAUCUGAAGAACAAGUUUGGCCAGGGGUACACGCUCAUCGCUAGGAUGGGAAACGUCACGGUGCAAACUGGGUCGUCAGAAGAAACCUCCCCAGCGCCUACAGAACCCCUGAUAGAGUACCUAGUGUCUAAAUUCCCCAACACAAAGGUGUUUGACGACCACCAGGGCUACGCCCACUUCCAGGUGCCCGACACCUCGGUGAGUCUGGCCCAGGUGUUCACGUCCAUGGAGCAGGCCAAGGGGCAGUUUUUCGUGGAGGACUAUUCCGUCCAUCAGACAACACUGGAGCAAGUGUUCCUUACCUUUACUCGAAGUCAGAACCCACCGAAAGAUGACAAGACGAGCCUCUGUAAAAGGAUAUGUUGUUGCUGAUUGAGAUAGGAUGUGUAAAGUUUGAAAGAGACUUGGUAGUGUUUGAUGACCUAUAGUAAAUUGUAUACGAGGCGGAGCAAAGUUUGAUGAGCUUUUGCAAAGAUUGAAAGAGAUGAAACAAUGUUUGUACGAAGUGUAGGAAUGGGGGAUAGAAGGGUCAGUGAUGCUAGCGUUAGAACAUUAGAAAGGGGUAGGACAAUUAUGAACGAGGCAUUCAUAACCCUUGAAAAGGGAGUACGGAAGUUUGAAAGAAGGAUAGUGAAGUUUCAAAGGGCAGAGAAGUUUGAAAGAAGGCCAUGGAGGUUUGGGAGAGCCAUGAGGAAAUAAUAUUUUAACCUCAUCAGGGACCGUUCAUACUUUAUGGGGGCUUGGGAGGGUGUGGGGGUGGAUG